Molecule: messenger RNA, 1305 nt
Organism: Poecilia latipinna (sailfin molly)
Lineage: Eukaryota; Metazoa; Chordata; Actinopteri; Cyprinodontiformes; Poeciliidae
Gene: gja11
Product: gap junction protein, alpha 11
Exons: 4
Coding region: 340-1242 (300 amino acids)
Biological process (GO): cell-cell signaling
Cellular component (GO): connexin complex
Molecular function (GO): gap junction channel activity
Source: RefSeq, a predicted model, not a curated record
CAAAUGCAAACCGCACUUUUUAGUUCAUUUUUAAAAUUGAUAAACAUGUAUCAUGUCACAGUUAUGCUACAGUUUGUGACAAAAAUAAUAAAAAUGUGAUAUGAGUAGCUUUGCAAGGGAAAGUUGAAUAAAAGAAAAAAGCUUCAUGUUUCUGCUGCUCACUUUCAGCUGUGGCUCCAUUGUUGUGGUUCGGACGGCGUCCUUCCAGAUAAGCCAGCGAAUUAACCAUGACACAGUUUCUUCUUCUCUCAUUUACUGCAGCAUUCGCUCUUUCCUCCAUCCACAUUUCCUCCAUUUUUAUAGUUUCUCCACCAGAAGGUGGUGUAGCUGCCAGCUGAAAUGGGAGAAUGGGACCUACUGGGCCGGCUGCUGGAGAAAGUGCAGAGCCACUCCACCAUGAUCGGGAAGGUCUGGCUCACCGUUCUGUUCAUUUUCCGGAUCAUGGUCCUGCAAACUGCUGCUGAAAAGGUUUGGGGCGACGAACAGUCCGACUUCAUCUGUAACACUCAGCAGCCGGGAUGCGAGAACGUCUGCUACGACGUCGCCUUCCCCAUCUCUCACGUCCGCUUCUGGGUCCUUCAGAUCAUCGCCUUGGCAACCCCAAAGCUGCUGUACCUCGGCCAUGUCCUCCACGUGAUUCACAUUGAAAAGAAGAUGAAGGAAAGGAUGGAGAACCAGGCAGAGCUGGACGACAAAGUGAGUCUCUUCCUCAGGAGGACCUUGAAGGUUCCCAAGUACACAAAAAGCAGUGGGAAGAUCAGCAUCCGCGGUCGCCUCCUCCGCAGUUAUGUGCUGCAUCUCAUUGCCACAAUUGUUCUGGAGGCCGUGUUCAUCGUGGGUCAGUACCUACUGUAUGGUUUCACCCUGAAGCCCCAGUACGUGUGCUCUCGCUCCCCGUGCCCUCACAAGGUGGACUGCUUCCUGUCCCGACCGACCGAGAAAUCCGUCAUCAUCUGGUUCAUGCUGGUGGCGGCCGCUGUCUCGCUCGCCCUCAGCAUCGCCGAGCUGCUCUACCUGUUCGUGAAGGCGGUGAAGGAAUGCGCGGCCAGACGGCAGGACUACACCGUCACCCCGGUGACGCCCCCGAGGUCGAAGAAGAAAGCUUUUCAGAAGCACGGCGAGGUGAUCCAGAAUUGUGUCAACCUGGAUUUGGAGCUGCAGGGGAGGAAGUCAGGGAUGAACGGGAUGGUAGGCGCCAUAGACGUGGUGACGGAGAGCAGCAUUGGGGAAAUCCACAUCUGAGUCAUGAAUCUGUGUUUUGUUUGCAUCAGCAGAAGUAAAUAAAGUGGGGAUAAGAUCACCAUC